Molecule: messenger RNA, 2208 nt
Organism: Pseudozyma hubeiensis SY62
Lineage: Eukaryota; Fungi; Basidiomycota; Ustilaginomycetes; Ustilaginales; Ustilaginaceae
Product: golgi membrane protein
Exons: 1
Coding region: 1-2208 (735 amino acids)
Biological process (GO): intra-Golgi vesicle-mediated transport
Cellular component (GO): Golgi membrane
Source: RefSeq, a predicted model, not a curated record
AUGGCAGCAGCAGUCCCCUACACGGUCGAUGGCGCUGGUCCAAGUCGACCGCCCAUCGACUUUUCCGCAGCUCUGUCUACGUGGCGAGACAUCAACUUCGUCGACCUUCAGCAGCAACUCAACACCACCGCUCCCGAAUUGCUCGAAGCGCAAAAGGCUGCCGUAGCCAACCGCAAGAAGCUCGCAGACCAAACACGAGAGUUCAAGAAGCAGCCCGACGCUAACAAACCCGACAGCUUCAAGCCUCUCCUCAAGGCGUAUCAGACAGAGAUCGACACGCUCACAAAACGGUCCAAAGCAGCAGAGAACGCGUUUCUCAAUGUACAUUCAGCCUUGACAAGCGCGCCCGAUCCGUACCCUCUCCUCGAGGUCAUACUUGAACAAGCAGCAUCUCUCAACGACCUCGAAAGCUUGAAGCACGACAAUGCAAAGCUCCACGACGAUCUCGCUCAGACCGCCGGCCUAGUAGAGGCCAGCAAGGAGAAUCAAGCCGAGAACGCUCGAUUGCAGCAACGUAUGCUCUCGCUCGAGCAAGAUUUUGAGGCCAAAUUGCAGCAGCGCACUGCCGCUCUUGAGCUCGAACUCUCUGCAAAAUGGGACGAGAGAAUACGCAACCUCAAGGAGCGAGAAACCGACCUUACAAAGUCGUUGAACUUGGCCCAAGAGCAACUCAAGCAUUUCAAGUCCAAGGACGAAACUGCAACCGCAAAGCUGCUCGAAAAGGGUCUCGAGGAUGAGCAGCACCAAGACAGGAACGCCAAUGGCAGCUUUGCCGAAGUCGAACUGCUAUCGCGAGACUUGGAGCGAGCACAUGCCAGGGUCGAGACCGUCGAAAGGCGCAACGAGCAACUACGUGUCGAGAUCGAAGGCGUCAAGAGCGGACGUCAGGAGAGCGAAAAGCUUCAGAUCCUCCAAGACGAGUCUCGAGAGAAGGACCGCAAGCUGCAACAGCUUCAGUCUUCGCUCGAGUCUGAACGUCUCCAAUCUGCAAGCUUGACCAAACAACUAGCUUCAGCCCGCGACGAAAAGGUCAAGCUGCAGUCUGAAAAGGACGCAGAGAUCGAGUUGCUUCGCGCCAAGCUGCACCAGCGCAGCGAUUACGCUGACAUCAAGCGUGAGCUAGAGAUCGUCAAGGCCGUGCAUUUCAAUGCCGAAGACGACGACGACUUUGAUCCUUCUGUCGCUGCCAACGGCAACACCGAGCACGAUGCGACGAAACCACGUUCGACAGAUGCCAAGAGUCUCGAAGCCUUGCUGCUCGAAAAGAACAAGCGACUCGAUGACAAUCUCGCGACGCUGCGUGUGUCCAACGCUGAACUGACCGCUUCGCUCGACAAGAUCAACGGCAAACUAACCUCCUUAGAGCAGGAGCGAUCGCACCUCAAAGCUCUCAACGACAAGCUCGAGAUCGACCUCGCUUCCGUCGGUACCGGCGAUCGCAGCACCGCCAAACGCUCCGCAACCAUGUCCGCCGAGGAAGCUCUCAAGGAGAUGGAAUCGCUCGAAGCACAAGUCACGCAAGCCGGUCAACUUGGAAAACGCACGGCAGCGAAUCACGAUGGUGUCAACGGAGCCCCAGUCGCAUCGCCAGCGAGAUCUGUACCGGCUCUAGCCUCAUCGCGACCGUCGAUCUCUUCCGCUGCUCCCUCUGCCAGCGCUGGCGGUGACAGCAGCAUCCUCCCCAUCGUCACCUCGCAACGCGAUCGCUUCCGCACUCGCAACGCGGAACUCGAAGACGAACUCCGCAAACAGUUCGAAACCAUCAGCGAACUUCGCAACGAGAUCAAGACGCUCCAGUCGGACAACCUGUCGCUCUACGAAAAAGUGCGCUACCUCCAAAGCUACGGUCCCGGCACAAACGCAUCUGGAAGCCGAGGCGAGGCGAUCAUCCAGAUUGGAGGAAACGGUAGGGACAGCGAUGGUGCUUAUCCUCCACCGCACCGUCCGGACGACAAGUAUCGCGCGCGCUACGAGGAAUCCAUGAACCCUUUCGAGGCGUUUAGGGGAAGGGAACAGUCUCGUGCCAUGGCGCAGCUCAACCCGCUCGAGAGGGCACUGCACAUCCUCACCAGGUUGGUGCUCAGUCAUCGACGCAUGCGGCUGUUCUUCAUGGUGUAUGCUAUCUUUUUGCACCUCCUCAUCUUUGUCACGCUGUUCGAGGUGGGUCACACCUCGUCCACUCAGACGUGUUCGCUGCCACCGAGGUGA